Molecule: messenger RNA, 1248 nt
Organism: Colletotrichum orchidophilum
Lineage: Eukaryota; Fungi; Ascomycota; Sordariomycetes; Glomerellales; Glomerellaceae
Product: PA domain-containing protein
Exons: 2
Coding region: 1-1248 (415 amino acids)
Biological process (GO): proteolysis
Molecular function (GO): serine-type endopeptidase activity
Source: RefSeq, a predicted model, not a curated record
AUGGCGUCAGGCGUUCCUGACGCUUCCCUGGUGUCCGUCUCCGCCAGUCCCGCCGACGCGCUCUACCGCUACCAGAACGCGACGAACGGAUACGCCGCCAAGAUCACAGACGACCAAGCUAACGCACUGAGAAACCGGGAUGACGUCUCAUCCGUCACCCUCGGUCAGGUCUACGUCCUAGGCACCACCAGGACACCGGCCUUCUUGGGUCUCGAUGACGCCUCGCUCCUCGGUCGUGGGCUCGACAUUGACCCGAGCAGCUAUCUCGACGAGAGGGGCGACUACAGCGGGAUCCAACCCGAGUCAAACCUCAUCGUCGGCAUGCUCGACACGGGCGUCCGGCCCGAAGAACCCAGCUUCAAGGAUGACGGCAUGCCACCCGUCCCUGCCCACUGGAAGGGCAAGUGCGAAGCCACCGAUGACUUCCCGGCCACUCGCUGCGACAAGAAGCUCAUCGGCGCGAGGGCCUUUUACAAGGGCUACGAGGCCGCAAAUUCCGACGAAAACGGCUUCUUCAACAGGACUGUAAAGCACAGGUCCCCCAGGGACGACGAUGGACACGGCUCGCACACCUCGUCCACCGCAGCCGGAGUCGCCGUGCCGAACGCCAGCCUCGUUGGCCAGGCCUCCGGCACGGCUCGUGGCAUGGCCGUGCACGCCCACCUCUCGAUUUACAAAGUCUGCUGGGAUGACUUAUCUGAUAUCCUCGCGGGCAUGGACAAGGCAAUAUCGGACGAUGUCAACGUCAUGUCCCUUUCUAUUGGAUUCAGUGGAGCACCCAGAUUCGAUAGCACGUCAAUCGCCGGAUUCGCCGCCGUCUGGGAGGGAAUCUUUGUCGCCCAGUCUGCCGGCAACAAUGGUCCAGCAGCAGCCAGCGUAGUCAACGUCGUGAGCAUCCAUCGCUCUCGCUCCCCUCGUCCCCUUUCUCUUUGCUCCCGUGAAGCUCAAACACAUCGAACUCUAACUGUCGCCGCCAGCACACUCGACCGUGAUUUCCCUGCUCAAGUCAUCCUCGGCAACGGCAAUAACUAUACCGGCACCUCCCUCUACAGCAACGGUUCCGUGACCGACAUCAAGCCCCUCACCCCCGGCGAGGCUCUCCCCCUCGUCCACGCCAGUCUGGCGGGCUUGGGCAACGUCACCAGCGCGAACUUGUGCCUGGAGGGCAGCCUCGACUUCGAUGGCAUGGAAGCCCGGGAUGCGUCCAAUGAAGAUGAAGACUGCAACGACUGCCCCCAAAAUCAGUGA